AUAUUUUUAAAGCCGAAAACAAAGCGAAAGGAAAGGAAUGGGGGAGGAGGAGCAGGAGGAGGAUCAUGGGUCGGGGCAUGGCGGAUGUGGGCCCACCUCAUCUCUGUGGGCCCACCUUCCUCUUCUGCUGAGAUCGAGCUCAAAGGAGUCGGUGGAGUACAUACUGCAGGCUCUGUGGAGGACCCGAAAGACGGGCCUCGACUCCGCCGACCGCGCCAUCGUCCGCGACGUCCUCGGCCUCCCCUCCGAUUCCGAUUCCGACUCCGAUCUCGACCCCCUUUUGGUUUGCCUUCGAAUGCUAAUCCGUAGGUGUGUUUAUGAGAAAGUUGCAAAAGAUGACAUUCACAAGUUGUUUCCUCAAGAGGUUUUGCCUGAAUUACAAAGAUUGCUUACACUCCUUCUUCAGAAGUUUCAGCGGGAAUGGCAGGAAGAUGUACUGAAAGACAAGGUUUCUUUACCUCAUUUAAAAGCAAUGACGUGGGACAUGGGUGACAACAAUACAGAUUCCACUGAUCGUGUUGCUGUUAUUAAUUUGAAGCUUCAAAGUGAUACUCCGUCUUUGUCUGAAGACACAGAGGUCACAUUUCAAUUAGCAAAUGAUACUUUGGAGACUAUGCUACAGUCAAUGUACUUCAUUAGGGAUCAGAUGUCAAAUGUCGACAACACCUCAAAUGGACAAGGACAAGGACAAACACAGGAAGUCUGUGGAAGUUAAACUGCAAUAUAUUUUGACUUCAAAAAAAAGUUUCAGGGUGUAGAAGAUUAUGGAGAAAGAGAUAACCACUUCGAAAAGUUAGCACAUGGCGUAAUCUCAAAGCGUAGCAGGACAAACUCAAAGCACGUGUAACGGUAAAUUUACGCAAAUUUUGAAGAAGCCAACUUAUUCUGAAUCAAGGGAAAAUUGGGUUGCAUCCCUGCACAUCUUUUAUGUCCUUUUCAUGUUUACUUCCGUGUAUUGAUCGUCAUCAACCUCAUGAACGUUUUGGUGCAUUUUCAUUGUUUUUUUAGAUUUUGACUUCAUCUCAGUUUCCAUGAAAGCGUACAAAAGCUUUGACCAAAUUAUAUGAGUCCAGAAUCUAGUAAAUUUCAGUAAUUGGUAGA
Asparagus officinalis (garden asparagus) is the source of this 1101-nucleotide messenger RNA. RefSeq names its product COMM domain-containing protein 9-like. Bases 38 to 715 code for a protein of 225 amino acids. The transcript is spliced from 6 exons. NCBI's taxonomy places the organism in Eukaryota, Viridiplantae, Streptophyta, Magnoliopsida, Asparagales, Asparagaceae. The record is from RefSeq and is a predicted model, not a curated record.